AUUUCCCCAUUCGUUCGUUCUCGUUUCUGUCGUUCUGCGAUAGCGUUCGUCCCUUGUGUACUGUUAUUUUUAUUAUUAUUAUUAUAUAUAUUUUUUUUUUUUGUAUUGUGUAACUAAACAGUUUUCGUCGUUAAUCAAAGGAUUAUUUGAUAUUUCGUUACAAUAGUACUUAUAGCGCGUUUUUUACCAUUUGUUCGGUGCUAAAUGGAAUUGUUGUAUUGUUAAUUCAUUAUCGUUGACAUACGCGCUAAAAGUUCUCGUCCGCACCAGAGCAGCAUAUUUGCGUCGGUUAUCACUAUUCAAUAAUAUUUAUAACCGUCCGACGAAUUUACUUUGGCGGUUCAUUGUGCGGACUUCCCAACAAUUGGGAUCCCAUUGCCAUCUCGAGUUUCUUCCCCUCUUAUUAAUCAUAUUUCGCCCUGCCAGGCGCGUCAUUUGUUUUCUUCUUUUCAUGUCCGUGCUCGCGUAAAAACCACGAUCGGACGUUCUGUUUUAUCCAUUCCCAAAUCUCUGUCACCAUGUCCGAACUGGUGAACAACAACAGCGGUCAGCCCGACACGUCUGUAUCAAAUCUAGUCGACUCCCAAGAAAGAAGUGUAACCAUUAAUGAAAUGGAAAAUGGCACUUCUAGUGAAGAAAAAGUUAAAGUAGUGAGAUUCAAACAGCCUACACAAAGAUAUACCAAAGAUGCAUUGUUGGAAUUACAAAACUUAAGCAGUUCCAAAGUGCGCCCAAAAUUUUUAGAUAACUUCCCUGAUUUGGAUUUAGAACUUGCUUGUAAAACAAGAAAGGGAAGUAGACCUGUAGCUAAUAGUAAACCAGCUACUAAUACAAAAACUGUAGCAUUUGAUUUACCACCUUGGCAAAACCAACCAACUGAAAAUGGUGAUGCCAAAAUUGAGAAAAAACCUCAAGACGCAAAAGAUCGUUUGAAAAAAGAUCAAGAUAUAGUUCUUAGUCCUCAAAGACGUAGUUUCAAUUCAGGAUGUUUUGUUACUAUGAAUGCUGCUAGUGGACCAAAACGUUCAAAUAGUCCAUUGAAUACUUCUGUCAAACCGUAUGUUGAAAGGGAACCCAUUCGAGAACCUCGAAGAGUUGGCAGUGGUCGAUUGAUGAGUCGAGAUUCUUGGGACACUGGUUAUCGUCAGCCAGAAAAUGGAAUUGGAAAUAAUUUUAAUUUUGGUAAAGGGGGCUUUCGUGAAUCCUCUUCUCAUAGCUCAAUAGAAUCUCGUAGAAAAGAUUUUGAGUUUGACAGAGUAGAAACGGAUCGCUACAGAAAUUAUGAUCGAUUUAAAGGCUCUAGUAAUUAUGAUAGACGUCGAAAUGAAUCUUAUCGAACACAAGAGGAACCAGAAUGGAUGACUGAUGGCCCUACAUCACAACAUGAUACUAUUGAGUUGAGAGGUUUUGAAGAUCCACCUACCGAUAAAGCAAAGAAGAAGAAAACUAAACCAGCUGCCCGUACCAAAAAAAAUUCAAUUGAUUCAACAUCUACAGAAUCGGCAUCUACUGCUAAGGGUACAAGUGAUAUUAAGACAAAGAAAACUAAAAAAGAAAAGGAAGAAGAUAAAAAGAAAAAAUCAACUGCUGACAAACCUAAAAAUGAGUCGGAAGAUCAAACUAAAAAAGAUGCUGAAUCAAUUACUGGAAAUGAAUUUAUUCAAGCUUAUGACGCUGAACAUAAAACAAACGACAAUGUUUUCAACGAUUUUAAUAUUGAUGAUUUCUUAAAACCAGAUUACUUAAAUGAUAUAAUGCAUAUUGAAGGAGAAACUGAUGGGAAUGCAGCUGGUUCACGAUUCCGUCAAUGGUUUACUACACAUGAAAGCAGUCGUGCUUCGUCUGCUUCAACUGAAAUGUUAAACUCAGGAACUAACAAAGGAACAACAGAAAAUGAAGAAGACCCUAGGCAGUUAACAUCAAUGCUAAUGGGAAUGGUUAAAAAUAACAGUCAAAAUGAAUUAAAAAAUAUAACAAAUGCGUAUGACUCUAUCACAUCAAGUGAGAAUAAUAAACUUCCUCCUGCUAUAAUGGAUGUGAUUAAAGCUAGUGCACCUCAGUUGUCUGAUCCUAAAGCUGCCAUACGUGAUUUAGAAGUUAAUGGUAAAGUUCAAAGCCUUGAAGAAAUUGAAUCUAGGUUGCGUAUGUCUAGUUCACAACAAAAUGGGUUUUUACCACCACCCAACAAUGUUAACAAUGUUCAAUUCCACGAAGAAAUGAAACUCAAGAAACUGCAAAACAUGAAAAUACCUCUAAAUGAGCAUGAAAAUUCAAGCAAUGAUGGACAUCUAACAAACAACUCUCAAACAAAUUAUUCUAUUUUGCAGAUGCUGAAUAAUGCGCAAGGUCCUCAAAAUUAUAUGAUGAACCAAGGACAGAAUACUGUCGGUCCAUAUGGUCCUUCAAACAAUAAUUAUCGUAGUCAACAAUCCAACAUGCAGGUUCCUAAUGAUCUUGUUAUGAAACUGAUGGAAGCACAACAGAUUCAAAAACAACAUGAAAAUAUGGUUGCAAAAGCUAUGGCUGCUCAACAACAGUCUAAACAACAGAUGUAUAAACUUCCUGUGGAAUUACAAAAUAUGGUAAAUUUCUAUACACCAACUAAAGAUAUUUUACAAAGCCGUGAAGCUCAAGAAAUGCUUAUGGGAAUAAAACGUGGUGAAGUAAUGCUACAUCAUUUGGUUGAACAAUGGAAAAAAACUAGUCCAAAUCAGUCUCGUUAUCGUGAAACUCUUAUUUGUCUUAUGAAAGUGUUUCAACAUUCAAAUAAUACUCAAAGAAUGGUCAAUCAACAGGAUUUGGUUUACCAACAACAAGCAGCAUUAUAUCAAAGUCAAAUUCUUAAAAGACAGUUGCUUGAUCAAACCCAUAAAAGAAUGGAUAAUAUUCAUAACGCGUAUGGGGGAGAAGGUCCGAUAGACUUAGGCUCAUCUCAAUCCCAGUCUCAACCACGAAUUGGCCUUACUCCUACAUCAGUAUUACGUAAAAUGACUUCAACCUCUGAACCUUUACUAGAUAAACACCACAUACCUGACGAAAGAUCUGCUAACCAGCAUGCUCUUCAGCAUCAAAUAAAUACUUUACAACAACAAAUCCAACAACAACAGUUUAUGCAACAACAACAGCAGCAGCAGCAACAACAACGACCUGUUAACACAACUAUCCAACAAAUAUUAAGUGGUAACUAUCCCAGGUAUCACGGAACUCAACAACAUCAACAACCGCCUAAUAAUUUAAAUGGGCGUGGUAUGAACUACGGAUCUGGGGAUAAAAGUCGCAUGAACCGUGUACAGUCUCCAGUGAGCAACCAACUUGCUCGUUGGUUUUCUCCAGAACUCUUAGCACAAGCCCGUGCUGGCCGUUUGCCAAACAUGCCAGUCAUGUCACAAAAUGUGAAUAUGCUCAGUGUCGAAGAUAUUGAAAAGUUCCAAGUUGGUGGUCGUUCUUAA
Molecule: messenger RNA, 3449 nt
Organism: Sipha flava (yellow sugarcane aphid)
Lineage: Eukaryota; Metazoa; Arthropoda; Insecta; Hemiptera; Aphididae
Product: bromodomain-containing protein DDB_G0280777
Exons: 20
Coding region: 519-3449 (976 amino acids)
Biological process (GO): negative regulation of translation
Cellular component (GO): nucleus; cytoplasm
Molecular function (GO): mRNA binding
Source: RefSeq, a predicted model, not a curated record